Molecule: messenger RNA, 2082 nt
Organism: Acanthosepion pharaonis
Lineage: Eukaryota; Metazoa; Mollusca; Cephalopoda; Sepiida; Sepiidae
Source: the annotation of a GenBank genome assembly
AUGUCACCAUUCCUCAAGCAUCUGCACAAAACGGCUGGGUUGCAAGGAGAUCAGCCCGCUAGACCGGACGAUAUUGUCACCGAGCCGACGAUUGACGAUGGUUCCGGAGAGCUACCCAGACAAAAGGAGACCGGAUUUAGCGACAUCUUCAAAGGCAAGAAUGGAACGAAGUUCAAAUAUUCCGAUAUUCCUGAUCUGUCCCAAAUCGAGAAAUCCGAAGAAGAAUCCCAUCAAGAAUCACACCAGGAGGAACUUUCAGGAGAUACUCCCCUUGAACCAAAUUUAUUUGAUAUGGAUUCGUUUGAAGCUCGUUUUAUGAAAACAAACUCAGUGAGACUCUCCACAGAAGAGGCAUCACUGACAACUGAUACUGUUUCGAAUGACACCACAACGGCUCUUCUUCCGGAAAAGGAAGCUCAGAUUGACGAUCUUAUACCAAUCAAAGAAAGUAAAAUAGCGACUCAGCUGACAACAAAAGCCGUUGACACAGGCACUGAAGGCAGCGCAACGGCUACUCUUGGGGUCGAGGAAUAUACAGAAACAAUAACAGAAAUGCCAGUCCAGCCAAAUGUUGCUGAGAGCGACGUAAAGGAGAUCACCACAGGAGUCGACACACAAAGCUCAUUAAAUCCUCUUAAUAGUACACUAAUAGUCCCGCAGAUUUCUGAAAUGGUGACUAAAUCUCUUGUUGAUACUUUCAAUGAAUUAAAUGAACCAAUCAGGUCGUCUGCAGUUGUAGCGAACAUAAGCGAAAUAGCUGAUACGACAUCAUCUGAGAUGACCACUGUCGAACUAUCUACAGUCUUUGCGCCUACUAAUGGCGUACCUACGGCUUCUGAAUCAACCACCGUCGAACGUUCUUCGGUCUCCGAAUCUAUCACCGCCGAACAUUCUUCGGUCUCCGAAUCAACCACCGUCGAACGUUCUUCGGUCUCCGAAUCUAUCACUGUCGAACCUUCUUCGGUCUCCGAAUCUACCACCGCCGAACAUUCUUCAGUCUCCGAAUCUACCACCGCCGAACCUUCUUCGGUCUCCGAAUCUAUCACCGCCGAACCUUCUUCGGUCUCCGAAUCUACCACCGUCGGACCUUCUUCGGUCUCCGAAUCUAUCACCGUCAGACCUUCUUCGGUCUCCGAAUCUAUCACCGUCGAACCUUCUUCGGUCUCCGAAUCUACCACCGUUGGGUCUUCUUCGUCAUCCGAAUCUGCCACCGUCAUACAUUCUUCGGUUUCCGAAUCUACCACCGUGUCGACUUCGUCGGUCUCUGCGUCAUCCACCGAUGCUCCCGUAGAUUUAACGACAAGCAUUACCGAACCUGAAGUCUCUACAACAACAGAGUUACCAGUGAUAAGCUCAGUAGUUGUUCCUGAAUCCAAAGAAAAAGCCGAUUCUGGACUUUAUGCCAACGAGAUAACAAAAGUUGCUACUUCCACCGCGUUCACUGAGAGCGAUGUUGAUACUACGACGUCUACACCAGUUUCUACUGCUGAUACAACCACGGACUCAGUACCAGUCUCUAGUACCACAGUACUUAUUAAGAAAAUUAUAGUCACAUCAGGAGUUACAAUAGACAAAGAUUCGGUUCUCAGGAAUAAAACACUUUCUGAAAUAAUCCCCCUAGCAAGGGCUAAUGAACAUCUGCAGACCAUAGCAGCAAGAGCGGAAGAAGAGUCGACAUUAAAAGAUGUUGAUGUGAUUUCGUCUGCCGGAGAUUCUGUUGUUCCCAUAGAUCUUACCACGCCUGAACAGACCUACCCCUGGAUAAAUGGCUCCGGGUUACUGCAGGAACCAGCCGUGGAUAAUUCCCAAUCUGAAGACAACAAACAUGUGGAUGUUGCUAUUGCAGCCGUCAUCACUGGAAUUGGUCUCAUUGUUUUGGCAGUCAUCGCUGUCCGUUACUGUGUGAAGAAACGGAGCUUCAAAGAUAUGCGGGUUAGUAGUGGCUGUCUAUCGCAGUCGUUAUCAACGCUUGCAAACCAAGGAAGUCGCCUGUAUGCGGCCACUAGCCGAAGGGCCACGCCCGGUCCUGCUGGGAUAGCCAUAUAUCGGCCAACCCCUACCAUCAAUUCAGAGUGGGCAUAA